AUCUAGUAAAGGAGGCAUUGGUCUAUGUCACGUCCAAGACAAGCCGAGCCGCUCACGUUCCGGCUUUCCCGUGAAGUUGGGGGCAGACGUUCUGUGGUGGCGCCAGAAUUAUGUAGGAUAUGUAAUAUUAGUUAUACGAUGUGGUACUUCUACGGUAAACGCAGUUCUUUGCCUACACGUUCACCGGUCUGCGGCAUAAGUCAAGAUGAGCGGGUGCACUUAUAAUGACGUGUCAAUGGUUUGAAUAGCUGGUCUGUGGACUGUAGGCUAGCAGACGAUAGAAUAUACGUCGUCGCCGCUUCGUCUCCUGCAUCGAGGUCCGCUCUGCCUAGGUCAAGCGAUACCGGUAUUACGACGACCACAAUGGAGCUGGACGUGCUAGUGGCUGUAUGUGGGUGCAUGGCACUUCUGUUCCUCUUCGUCAGGUACGGCAGAGGCAUCCUGGAUGGCACUGGCUCAUCAGUGACGUACAUUGCCCAGCGUAAGGAUUAUCAUCCCAUGGUCCAAGUGGAGAACCCCUUUGUAGUGGCCUGUGAGAGCACCGGGGACCCAGGAGGUCUGGCGCUUCAGCUAUGGAGCGAGUGCCCAUGCCAGGUGUGGUUCUACUGGGGGCUAAGCUACGCGGCUUUGGCGAGCUGGCCGCGGCUGGGGUGGCCGAGGCUGCGCGAAGCGGCGCAGGCGGGCAGCCUCUGGGUGGCACCCGGAGACUGCAUGGUCCAGGAGCCCCCCGUUAGUCUCGACAGCUGCCAGCGACACCUGUGGCGCGGCGUGGGUCCCGCUGUGCCACCACGCGAACCGCGCGUGUCACUUGGUGUCCUGUUUGUGCGGCUUACCGAGGCAGAGCCCAUGGAAGUGGUGGCCCUCGUCGGGGCGGUGGAGCUGUCGGCGGCUGGCGUGCCUCGGCUGCUGGCCCAGCACGUGAAGCUGUCCAACGGCCAGAGCUGGCCUCUGCGUACCCUGUUCACGCCCGCGGGCGCCUCCUGCAUGGUGUGCCAGGUGGAACCCGCCAGCCUGGCGCUGCUGCCGUGCCGGCAUGCCGGCCUGUGCGGCGCCUGCUUCUCCCGCGUGCAGAACUGCCCCGUGUGCAGGGCGCGCAUCGUCUCCUGCUUUCACGUGGACCCCCGGACACUGGGCGAGACCGAGACAACCGGGGCAGACCUGUAGUAUACAUGCACGCGGGACGGUUACGGUCGUGGCAAGGACCGCGGACGCUUUUCGAGUUCAGUGCCGUGGAUUCUACAACACCCUGCCAGCCUUCUCCUCGUGGGAACUCUUGGUACCAGCAAGUUCACGAACGCCUAUGUGGAACAGGGGCGUGUGUGUCGUCAUCGGUAUAGCGCUGGUUUCCUGGUAACUCAUCGUGUCUUUUCGUAUUCUUUCGUCUCGCAUAAACAAUCUGCCGCUA
Molecule: messenger RNA, 1405 nt
Organism: Dermacentor albipictus
Lineage: Eukaryota; Metazoa; Arthropoda; Arachnida; Ixodida; Ixodidae
Product: cell growth regulator with RING finger domain protein 1-like
Biological process (GO): negative regulation of cell growth
Source: RefSeq, a predicted model, not a curated record